AUGGGAUCCUCCUCUCUUGAUGAGAAGAGUCUCGCAAAGGCUUUCGAAGGUCGAGUUGACAUUCAGGGAGCGAUUCGGAAUGCAUCCGCUGCUGGUCCUCACUACAUCGAACUAUUCAACCAAAUCUCCCAGUACGUUUGCACUGUUAUUCCAGGCAACAGCCCAGAGCCUGCCAACAAAAAGCGACGAAUUGAGGAUCAGGGCUUGGUUGCCCGACCUGCCUCGAGCGGCGCAAAUGGACAUGCGGCAAUCGAUGGUGCAACAAAAGCCGCGGCCGAUGCUAGCUCUGACGAGCCUGUGCUUCUCGAAGUCAAGGAAAUUUCCGUGGCAGUUCCCCAAAGGAAGAAAUAUACGCUCUGCUUCACGUCCAAACACCUUUACGCCCGCCUUCCAGAUUCUACUGAGCCUGUGCCUGGAAUGAGCUUUGCGUGGAGUAAUAUCGAGUACGCAUUUUGCCUUCCUGUACCCGAAAAGACCGUAAAACAACACAACUACAUCCUCUUUCCCCGGAACUCCGCCAUCACACCAUCGAGACCGAUAGCGGGCGCUUCCCCAAAUAUCGAACCUCUUGUAUUCACUAUACCCGAUACAGCACCCAAGGCUGGUUCAAUAAGUGGCCUCGAAGCUGGAGCCGCCGCAGCUGUAUCUGAUGAUUACAAAACACUUUUUGACUGGGCGCUAUCUGCGAGGUUCAAGGCUGCCGGGAAGAGCAACUUCAAGAUUACGCAAGCCGACCCAAAGUCCUUUGCCUCAGAGCUGAAACAAUCUCAUCGACCCCAUGAGAAGGCCGUUUUUGUCAAAGGAUUCAGAGGGUCCAAGGAUGGAUAUUUGUUUUUCCUACCAAAUGGGAUACUGUGGGCAUUCAAGAAACCUUUGCUGUUUCUUCCCAAUGAGCGAAUCUCGGCUGUCUCUUACACCAGUGUCUUGCAACGAACAUUCAACCUUGCCGUGGAAGUCGAUACAAGUGUACCCGGAGAGGCAGAGAAUAAAGCAGAGUACGAAUUUGCGAUGCUGGACCAAGAGGAUUUUGUAGGCAUCGGAAAUUUUGUCAAGAGGCAUGGAUUGCAGGAUAAGAGUAUGGCCGAGCAGAGAAAAGCGAAGAGGCUGAAUAUCAAUGCUGUCAAGGACGAAGACGGCAAUAUUAUCGAUAGUGAAGAGUCAAAUGAGUUAGAGAAAGCGGCCACGGAGGCUGAGCAAGCCGCCAUGGACGAGGAAGAUGAAGAUGAAGAAGACUAUGACCCUGGAAGUGAGGGCGAGAGCGAGGGUUCCGGGUCGAGUAGUGAGGAGGACGAUAGCGAUGACGAAGGUGGGACAGCAGCGGGUGAGCAUAGUGAAGGAGAUGGUGACGGCGAUGGCCAUGACGAAAGCGAAUUGUAA
This is a messenger RNA of Drepanopeziza brunnea f. sp. 'multigermtubi' MB_m1, 1377 nucleotides long. RefSeq lists its product as uncharacterized. The record is from RefSeq and is a predicted model, not a curated record. Gene Ontology annotation, molecular function: nucleosome binding; histone binding. NCBI's taxonomy places the organism in Eukaryota, Fungi, Ascomycota, Leotiomycetes, Helotiales, Drepanopezizaceae.